Molecule: messenger RNA, 4167 nt
Organism: Bursaphelenchus xylophilus (pine wood nematode)
Lineage: Eukaryota; Metazoa; Nematoda; Chromadorea; Rhabditida; Aphelenchoididae
Source: the annotation of a GenBank genome assembly
AUGGCUUCGCGGCGCAGAGGAGUGGGGAUUGGGGCAAUUCAGAAGAAACAAGAUGUUCAGGUGAGUAAAGUUUGUGAUUUUUUUUGUAUUUAGGUGGAACAAGUGCUCACGGGUAAUUGGAAACGUAUUUUACACAAAGAUUCCGAUCUUAAGCAGUGCUUUGGGAGGGAUUGAGUUUAUUUAGUGUCUAAAACAAGGUGUUUCAAAAGUUGUUAUUCCCUGCGAGUUCUUGAUGGCAUAAUCUUGAUAUUUUUAUGCAAGAAGGUUGACAUCUCCCCGGUGCUUUUAGAGUUAAUUUCUUGUCGCUUCGCCUAUUUUUAAUGCUAGAGCAUCCCAAUCUUAUUUAUGACCAUAAACUGAUCCAAAAUUUUUAAAAAAUCAUUUUUUAUCCUAAAAAAAUUCUAGGCAAAGUACAAUACGAAAGGUGAUGAGCUUGCCAGCGACCAACUCGAACGAUUCUCACAGCAACUAGAGGCAUUUACCAAGAAAUUGGAGGAGUUUGCGAUAAAACACCGAGAUGACAUCCACAAGAACUCACAAUUCCGUCGGCAUUUUCAAGAAAUGUGUACUACAGUUGGUGUGGAUCCUUUGGCAUGUAAGUGGCUUUCUUUUCGUUCUUUUUUCAAAUUUUAGAGACAUCUGGAAGAGCUGAAUUAUUAUUGUGAGCAAAAAUUUUAUUUUGUUACCUAAAAAAAUCAAAAUUUUUGUUGAUUUCAGCUAGCAAAGGAUUCUGGGCCGAGAAACUUGGCGUCGGCGAUUUCUAUUACGAGUUGGCGGUUCAAGUGGUCGAGGUUUGCAUGGCGACCAGCCACUUGAAUGGGGGUAUCAUUACAAUUGAUGAUCUGCGGAACCGAUUGCUCAGAUCCCGCUCGAAAACAAGGAAGGAACCGAUCUCACAGUGAGUUUUGUGAAGUGUGGAGUGCAUGUUAGCCAUUUUCAUAUAUUUUUUGAUGAUCCAAAUAUUAUUUUUUUUUGAAUAUUGAAAAAUUUUUUUUUUCAGGGAUGACAUUAUCCGCGCCGUGAAGAAGCUGAAGGUCCUUGGACAUGGUUUUGAGCUGAUUCCGUUGGGUUCUGGCCGUUUUCUCAUCCAAUCCGUCCCCGGCGAACUUAGCAUGGACGACACUCGGGUACUUCAACUAGCCGAAGAAAACCAAGCCCAUGUCUCGGUGGAGCUGUGUGUAGACAGCCUGCGAUGGGAGCCAGAACGAGCGAAACGCAUCCUCGAACGAUUGGUUCAAAUGGAGAAGGCGUGGGUGGAUAAUCAAGCCUCUGACACUGUACAUUACUGGUUCCCAUCGCUGUUCCUGGAGCAAUACAAUUGUCUGUCAAGUCUGGGAAGCACUUCUGGCAGCUCAUAAGGAAGGAGAAGAAGUCUGGAGGGGAUCAAAUAUUAGUUUAGGGGUCUGAAAUUUAAGUUAUGGGAAAAGGUCUAAAUUUAUAUAAAAUUUUUGGGAAUUUAUCGAUUUUUUGGUCAUUUAUAGCUAAAAUUGAAAUGUAAUUUGAUGAGAUUAUCCAGUAUUAGAUCUUUGACUACAUAGCUAGGGUUGUAAAAACAAUUAGAACUUUGAUUUUCGAAAUUUAUUUGCAAUUUUUUUAUUUUUGAGCAGACAAAAAUUGUUUUGAUCAAAAAUCUCAAAUUUUGUCUAAAAAUGAAACAGUAUUUACUUUGGAUUUGAAGAAUAUAGUCUAAUAGGUCUAUCAAUAAUAGAAUUUAGCCGAUUGCAAUAGGCGAAUUGAUGGUAUAGAUCAUUAUAUAACUUUAGGUAGGUCUUUGUCUAAAUUAAUAUAUUUAGGUCCAAAUUUUAGGUAUUUUUCCUCAGAUUUCCCCCUAUAUGACCCUCUUGACUUGCUCUACCUUCUGAUUAGCGCGAGGUCUCCCAAAUAUUAUUGUAAAACAGAAUAUUCCUAUUGCCACAUUAUAUUAUACUAGUCAAUUUUGCCCAGUUCUUCUGUUUGAUAAAGAAAUUUCGGUCAAGAGUUUUUUGCGCAUAACGCUAGAGCUAUGCGAUUAUAUUGUUUUCGUUUUAAUUCACCAGUUUUAGGUUUUGUUUUUCUUUUUUGCGAAUAAAUAUUGAAAAGUGAUAAAUAAUAUUCAAUUUGAUGACGAUUUGCACUAAAAACUUGUUGAAUAUACAGUAUACUACUUAAAAAAAGCCGUUUUGAAGAUUUUAUUUAAAUUUUUUGUGAGGUUUUUUUGAUAACUUUGUUGUUUCGGGCCUAGUACAAUAUAAUUUCCCCGCGAAAUUUAACAAUUUUUUUUUCAGAAUCUCAUAUCAUGGCGAAUUUUGAGCCCCUCGGGGCUAACAGAAGGAUCCCUGGAGCUGGAAGUGAAGCUCCAUCAACUCUAACAAAUCCAUCAACUUUUGUGGGUAAGCAAGUGUAAUAUAAUUGAAAAAAAUGUGGAAAUAUCUUGGAUUUUGAUAGGAACAACUGUUUUUAUUUGGUAAAAUACGUAUAUGGCACUUGGUCCAUAAGGUUCUGGGGCUAAUUAUCAUAAAGUAACAUUUUAUACGAUUAAACAUGUUUCGGCGUAUAAAAUGUCGCUAUGAUGAAUUUGGCUUAUCUUGUUGAAAGGAGAGUACUAGUGACUAAAAUUAAACCAAAAAAGUUCUUGGGCUAUUUUGAGCGAUUUAGCAUAAAGUGACAUUUUAUACGAUGAAAAAUGUUUUGUCGUAUAAAAUGUCUCUAUGAUGAAUCUGGCUUAUCUUGUUGAAAGAAGAGUACUAGUGACUAAAAUUAAACCAAAAAAGUUCUUGGGCUAUUUUGAGCGAUUUAGCAUAAAGUGACAUUUUAUACGAUUAACUUGUUUUGUCGUAUAAAAUGUCGAUAUGAUAAAUUUGGCUUAUCCUGUUGUAAGGAGAGUACAAGUGACUAAAAUUAAACCAAAAAAAGUUCUGGGGCGAUUUUGAGCGAUUUAUCAUAAAGUGACAUUUUAUACGAUGAAAAAUGUUUUGUCGUAUAAAAUGUCGCUAUGAUGAAUUUGGCUUAUCUUGUUGAAAGGAGAGUACUAGUGACUAAAGUUAAACCAAAAAACAUUCAAAAAAUGUUUUAUUUAUCCCUUCAGAUGCCAUGGGGAGGCCAAUUACACAACAGGCGGUUAGUGGAGCCUGCUCCAAAUGCGGAUUUGCCGGCCAUUUGCCCUAUCAAUGCCGGAAUAAUUUGCCAAUUGAAAUUGAUGGAGUCAAAAAGACUGCUGUGGAUGUAUCUUCUACCUCCUCGGAGUCAUCGGAAGAUGAAACUCCACUCAAGAAAGAAGGUAGGUCAUGGAUAACGUUUUGAUGAUUUUUACUGAAUUUUGGGGGUAUUUAUUGGUUUCUUGAAUUGCAAUUGAUAGAAUGUAGACUACGAUUCUAUGAGAAGUGGGUGUCGGAGUGUCGGAGAGCUUUUUAUUUCAAAUAAUUGCCAUUUUAUUACCCAUGGUCAGAUAGAGGUCAUGGGUAAUAUUUUGAUGGUUUUGAUAGGAAGUCUUUGAUUUUUUAUGCAGUUUUAUGUUGAAUAGGACAGAAUAUAGACUAUAGUUGUUAUGUACGCAGCCAGAAUGUAUGAAAAGCAGAUGAUCUUUGAGUAUUUGUCAUUUAUAUUAUCUAUGAUCAACUUGAGGUCAUGGGUAAUAUUUUGAUGGUUUUGAUAGGAAGUCUUUGAUUUUUUAUGCAGUUUUAUAUUGAAUAGGACAUAAUAUAGACUAUAGUUGUUUAGUACGCAGCCAGAAUGUAUGAAAAGCAGAUGAUCUUUGCGUAUUUGUCAUUUAUAUUAUCCAUGACCAACUUGAGGUCAUGGGUAAUAUUUUAAUGAUUUUGAUGGAAAACUGAUCAUUUUAUGGUAGGAUUGGAAUUGGAAAUUGAGAAAUAGAGAGUCUUCUAUUAUUAUCAAAGACUAUUUCAACUUUUUUUUGUCAAAAAUAGCGAUUUUUUCAGUAGCUAAAAUUGCUAUUUUUCAGACAAAAAACUUCGAAAAAUCUCCGUAAAAAAGCUCCAGAAGAAGCUGAAAAAACUGAGGAAGAAGGAAAAAGCCAAGAAAAAGAGGAAACGCCGACAUUCUUCAUCAUCAUCCAGUUCCUCGUCAGAAUCGGAAGACGAAAAACGAAAGAAAAAAUCGAAAAAGGAGAAGAAAAAGCACUCCAAAAAGCGCAAAAAGGAAACCUCAAGCAGCUCAAGUGAUUCUGACUGA